This is a messenger RNA of Neomonachus schauinslandi (Hawaiian monk seal), 1530 nucleotides long. It is a transcript of the gene CABS1, whose product is annotated as calcium binding protein, spermatid associated 1. Gene Ontology annotation, biological process: spermatogenesis. Gene Ontology annotation, molecular function: calcium ion binding. The record is from RefSeq and is a predicted model, not a curated record. Gene Ontology annotation, cellular component: mitochondrial inner membrane; motile cilium. The transcript has 2 exons. Bases 62 to 1267 code for a protein of 401 amino acids. NCBI's taxonomy places the organism in Eukaryota, Metazoa, Chordata, Mammalia, Carnivora, Phocidae.
AUGAACAUCACUCUCCUGCCUAGGGAUACCACUGGGCCCAGGGAAAGACCAGUGAGUGUACAUGGUGCCAUUUUGUCCCAUGGCUGAAGAUGGUUUGCCAAAAAUUGAUUCUCAUCCUCCAACAGAAAGCAGUAAAACAACAACUGAAGCAACCAUUUUCUUUGGGGCUGACAACACUAUUCCUAAAUCAGAAACAACCAUCACUUCAGAAGGAGACCACAUUACUUCAGUAAACGACUAUACACUAGAAAAUGAUUUUUCAAGAACAGACAACAAGCUUACAUCUCCAAAGGAAAAAGUAAAAUCAGAAGAUGAUGUUGAGUCCCAUAUUAUUAAGUCAUCAACCCAUCUGGAGAAAGAAAUUACUACUCUGACAGGCACAACAAACACCAUGGCUAAUGAUUCUAUUACUGAAAAUUUAAUCCCAGCGAAAAUUGUUAAUAUUUCAUCACCAAGUGCUACUGUUUCUUUAAUAGAUUUUUCCACUAACAUGGCAAAAGAAGAUAUUCUCUUGGAUACCACUGAUCCAGGGAAUGAAGAUGUCUCAAUAACUUCUGAAGUCUCUGGCACAUUAAAGGGAGGCACCGCCAGCAUUGCAGACACUCCCACCAUUCCAGCUAAGGAUGAAUCUGAUGUUAACAAUUACAGUUCCUCAGUUAAAUCCAAUGUCACUGCUGAUGAGGCCAUCCAGAUCACCAACUCUUCUAUACCUGAGGCUGAAAUCUCUCCUGCUACUGAAAAAAACUUCACUAUUCCAGACAUAACUGCCCUUACAGAAGAGAAAAUAACUGAAAUUGACUUAAGUCUUCCAGAGGAUGACCCCAAUGCUGUGCCUAAACUAACAGACUCCGAUGAGGAAAAGUUCAUCACUGUGUUUGAACUCACUACCACUGUCGAAAGAGACAAAGAUAAUGCAGAAGAUAUUCUGCUGACCGAUGAAGAGUCUAUGGAUGAAGUCAAUGUUUGGAUGGAGAAAAAUACCACAAAUGAAGCAGAGAAUGAUCCUGUUUUGCUCACAGCGGUUGAAUCCAGAUAUGACUUUGUAGUCCCGAUAUCAGUAGCUAUGAAUCUCACGGAAAAUUCAUCUACUCUGACAAAAGAAGAUCUGUCUGAAAAUAAUACAAUGGAAUCUGUAAUUAAGGACAGUGAGCCACUUUCAGAAACCACCCCCAAUCCAGAUACCCUAAACAAUGAGGAAGAUGCUUUUACAACUGAAAUGGGUGUCUUUAAGCUACUGAAAGAAGAACCAGAUGAGUUCCUGAUUUGAAAGCAGCAAAACAGAUGCCACAUAGAAUUGAGCAACAGCCUAGACAGCUAGUUUUAACAUCUAAGAAGUUUGUCUAGCAAGCAAAAAAUCUUAAUAAAGAAUGUGAACAUUUAAGGUCUUAAGCACUGAUAUUGCACUCUUCUUAUGCUUUUGGUUAGCAGUUCAAGGACAUGAAUCUUCAUUCUUUCCUGACACAGACUUUUAAAAUGGGUCUGUUUUCAUUUUGCUGAUUUUUCUUCAAUAAAUCUUUUGACAGCAACUGA